Lactuca virosa is the source of this 1057-nucleotide messenger RNA. The record is from the annotation of a GenBank genome assembly. NCBI's taxonomy places the organism in Eukaryota, Viridiplantae, Streptophyta, Magnoliopsida, Asterales, Asteraceae.
AGGGGGUAGGCGGGGGCAUUUAAAUGAUGGGACGUGAGGUGUACCUUUCUCUCAUUCUCUUUUGUGGUUGUGAAUACAUAGUGAAAUUUUCCCCUCUCCUCCACCACCUUAAAACUUCAUAAGAGUAUCGUGUGAUAAGCAUAUAGCUAGCUAGUACAAGCAUUACUAUCUACUGGUCGUGUAAAUAUGAGUUAUGUAGGUGUUGGUGUGAGUCCUGGGAAUGUUCCUGUAUAUCAUGGAACCGAUUUGAGGGCGGUUGAGCGGAAAGUGAGGCUUGCUGAGUUGAUAUUAAGGUCUGUUACUUGUGUUCUUGCUCUUGCUUCUGUUCUUCUUAUUACUACAGAUUCUCAGGUUCAAGACAUCUUUACAAUCAAGAAAAAAGCGAAAUUUACAGACAUGAAAUCUCUUGUGUUUUUGGUGGUGGUGAAUGGGAUGGCUGCAGCCUACUCAUUGGUACAAGUAUUGAGAUGUGGUUUGAGUAUGGUUAGGGGAAGUGUGCUCUUGAGCAAGACCUUGGCUUGGCUUAUUUUAUCUGGUGAUCAGCUUUUGUCUUACAUGAUGUUAGCAGCACUAGGAGCCGCAUUACAAUCAUCGAUAUUUGCUAAAUUUUCAGAACCUGAGCUAGAAUGGAUGAAGCUCUGCGAUAUGUAUGGGAAAUUUUGUAAACAAAGUGGAGAAGGAAUAGCGAGCUCUGUGGUUGCUUGUUUGAGCAUGGUGAUCGUUUCUGGUUUAUCUGCUUUUGGCCUCUUCCGGUUGUAUGGUGGAAAUAAAGGAACCAAAAUUAGUGCAGGGUGGUAACAACCUUUAGCUUUCAUAUCCGGUGUACUAGGGUUUAGCCGCUUUGAGACUAGUAUGGUGUAUAGCCUAUCAUUUCAGUUCGGUAAGGGGGUUUAGCCUCUGCCUCCAUUUACAAACAUAUAUUUGCAAUAUAUUUCUAAGCCUACCUCAUGCUUUAAGCUUAUAAUAGAAAUUAGUAUAAAGAGGUUUGUUGUGGUAAAUUGACUUCAUGUAUGCAGGGUCUAAAGCAUGAUAAUCUUGACGUUGAACGUCACAAUUA